AUGGGCGCAUAUUACUGCAUUGCGAGCAACGGGGUGCCGCCCACCGUCAGCCGCCGGUAUCACGUGCAAGUACAUUUUAUACCACAAGUAAAGGCAGCUCUACAAUUAGUGGGUGCACCGCUUGGCAGUGACGUAGAACUUCAGUGUUAUAUAGAAGCCUCUCCCAAAGCUAUGAACUCCUGGUACCGGGAAGAUGCCUUGGUGAGCGAUAAACUGUUAGAAAAUCCAAAGUUCCGUAUAACGGAGCGCUUGGUGAACGAGUAUUCUUUAUGGAUGAACCUGACUAUAAAAUCGCUGGCUUUCGGCGAUUUCGGCACUUACGUGUGUGCAUCCGUCAACGCGCUCGGCAAGAUGGAAAGCCAAGUUAGCUUACAUAAAAUCGACGUGAACCUAAAUGGUGUAGGAGAUGAGCCCAUGGUGUCCGGCGCAGCGUGGCAGCGAGCGAGAAACUCACACGCGCGAGCGGGCGCGACACAGUCGCAUUAUAUAACACAACAUCUCGCCCAAUUAAACGCAAUACUUAUCACUACUCUACGGUAUUUAUAUAAUUAA
Messenger RNA from Leptosia nina, 552 nucleotides. The record is from the annotation of a GenBank genome assembly. Lineage: Eukaryota; Metazoa; Arthropoda; Insecta; Lepidoptera; Pieridae.